Messenger RNA from Aureobasidium subglaciale EXF-2481, 1332 nucleotides. RefSeq lists its product as uncharacterized. The coding region runs from base 1 to 1119 and encodes 372 amino acids. The record is from RefSeq and is a predicted model, not a curated record. Lineage: Eukaryota; Fungi; Ascomycota; Dothideomycetes; Dothideales; Saccotheciaceae. The transcript has 2 exons.
AUGCACGGCCUCCUCAUCUGCUCAGCUCUGUUGAGCGCUCUCACCGGUAUCACCGCUGCACCAGUCCAGGACUCUGCCGGGUCUUCCAACGGUACCGCAGUCGCUUCGGGGCAAGUUGCGUUCAAGUUCCCACUUUCGAAUGGCUUUCCCAACAUCAAGAACCCCAGUGCUGAACUUCGCGCUAUUGAAGAAGCUGCUGUGGGCAUUCUGCCAAACGCACCUUUGUCCAAGCAUCUCGCGUCCGCUGAUGUCACGAACUUCCAGCUCAUUGGCUUUGCUCAGCUCUUCCAGGUCGCUUACUACACUUCGCUAUACAACAACAUCACUCAGAAUGUCCCUGGCUAUGACGUUCCUGCCCAGAUCAAGCCGUUCUUCAUCUCUGUUCUGGAAAAGACCAUUGCUCAAGAGGAGCUCCAUCUCCUGAGCGCAAACGCUAUCCUCAGGGCUGCUGGGCAGGAGAUCAUCCAACCUUGCCGAUACGUUUUCCCUUUCGACAACUUCUUUGCUGCUCUUGAUUUUGCCACAAUCUUCAGCGACGUCAUCAUUGGUACCUACCAGACCUUCCAAACUACUCUCGCUUUGAACGGUGACAGUAACGACAUCGCCUUGUUGGGAUCUAUCAUGGGAUCCACCGCCGAGCGCAAUGGUUAUCUCCGCUCUCUCCUGGGAGCUAAUCCUGCCGAGCUUCCCUUCCUCUCGAUCUCUACUGGUCCGUGGGCAUACGCUGCUCUCACUCACCACGUCAUCGUCAAGGACUCAUGCCCAAACGCCAACAUCAUCAACGUGCCCAGCUACGGAGACCUCUUUCUGACCAACUCAUCGCCCAACGUCUCUCUGACCACCACCGAGCUCGCCUUUGCUUUCAUCAACAACGGCAAGAAGCCUGCUGAUCUCCGCCUGGUGUACACCAACGCUCAGAACGUGCCAAUCGCCAAGAAGCUCGAGAAUGUCAAGACGACUGGUAACUUUGUGUCUUUCACUGUUCCUUUCGACUACAGCAGCACGAUCAUGAGCGGUAUGACUAUGUGCUGGGUCGCUUCCACGUCUGGUGACUUCUCGUCUGCCAAUGGAGUCACUGCGGCCAGCCUGUUCGGUCCUGCUAUCUUGAACAUCAAUUAGCGUGGGAGAGCCGAUCAUUCUGCAAGGGUCUUUGGGGCUGGAUCCGCAUUUGCGAUGCGCGACUGGUAGUCAUAUUAGUGAGCCGCUGUGCGAGAUGUUUCCAAUCACAAACAUCAAGUCGUCCUACUACUGGCUUGCACUUCGAUAGUAAUCACGGAUUGUCUCAUCUUUGUAUUGUACACACAGAAAUAAAUCUAAUUCCAUGGUUCGAGA